AUGAAGAGGAUCUCCGAGAUUGGCUUGAGUGCCAUUGAGAACAUUAUUUUAGGGGAGGGGAGAGCGAGAGCGAGAGAGCGCCAGACAGCCAAUGACGGUGAAGACAUUGAGACGUCCAGAGAGGGGAGGGAGGACGAGUCAGAAGUGCUUCCAGUAGAGACAGCUUCCAUCGGCGGCGGUAAGAGGACUCCCUGCAUUGAUUCAACUCUCUGCAAAACUCCUUCUAUUCACCAGAAGCCGCAUCAGAAACCUUCAACUCUCCGCGUCAAAGGCCGCCGCACAUCGCGAGGUAUCGAUCGCGGAGAAGGUGACGCGGCGCGCCUAAGACGUCGCCCUUGUCCCGGAGAAGUUCAUGUCCCCCCGGGAGGGAACGCGCCGCAAGGCUCCGAGGAUGCCGCUAGUGUUAUAAAUCCUUCCUCCGUCCUGCUGUGUCCCGGGAGCCGUCCGUCUAUCGUCGCUCCGGAGGAUGAGCGGACCGGCAGCCGACGUCUGCUGAGCGGAGGACUGGGAUUGAUUUCCGGGUGCCCCCCGAAGUGCAUCUGCGCCUCGGACCUCCUGAGCUGCACAAAAGUCGGACUGACCGACGUGCCGGAGAACCUGCCGGCCGCGUCCAGCAGCGUGGACCUGAGCCACAACUCCAUCGUGUCCCUGCGCGACGGCUGGCUGGCCGACGUCCCGCGCCUGCGCGUCCUGCGCAUCGGCCGCAACCGGCUGAGGUCUCUGUCCCCCGGCGCCUUUCGCAACGCCACCCGGCUGAGGCACCUGGACCUGUCCUCCAACCGUCUCCGGACUGUGGGGGCGGAGCUUUUCCAGGCGCUCCUCAGCCUGGAGGAACUUCUCCUGUACAACAACCUCAUCGCCAACGUCGAGGGGGCGGCCUUCGCCCGCCUGGCCAACAUCCGCAAAAUCUACCUGAGCUGGAACAACCUGACCAGCUUCGCCUUCGCCUCCAUGCGGAACCUGACGCACCCCCACCUGCGCACCCUGGAUCUCUCCGCCAACAAGUUCUCGGAGCUGCCGGUGGAGGAGGUGUCCUCGCUGCCCGCUUUCAUCAAGAACGGCCUGUACUUGCACAACAACCCGCUCACCUGCAACUGCGCCCUGUACGCGCUGUUCAGCCGCUGGGAGCACCGGGGCUUCUCCUCCGUGCUGGAAUUCGCCCGGGAGCACACCUGCCUGUACAUGGGCCAGAGGCGAGCGGUCGUCCGCAUCCUGCAGUCUCGGGGCGGGUUCGACAACUGCUCCGCGGGCCCGGGGCAACCGAUCCCCGACCCGGGACUUAAAGUUCUCGUGGGGAAACGGCUCCUGGUGACUUGCAACACCAGCCUGCCGCGGGAAAACACCACCUUCCUCUGGAUCUCGCCGGCCUACGACUUCAUCUUUCCCCCGGGGAACGGCAACCGAAGCUUCAGGAUCCACCCCAACGGCACUCUGGAGAUUCACGGGGCCCAGCCGUGGAAUUCGGGGGUCUACCUGUGCGUCGCGGUCAACAGGGGGCUCAGUCACAACGCCACGCACGAGGUCAACGUGACGGUGCAUUUCCCCAAGCCCGGGGAGUCCUUCAACACCGGCCUCACCACCCUCCUGGGCUGCGUGGUCAGCCUCGUCCUGGUCUUCAUCUACCUCUACAUGACUCCCUGCCGCUGCUUCCGUUGCUGCCCGAAGCCCCCGCAGACCCCGAGCCCCCCGCAGGAGGGCAGCGCUCAGUCCUCCAUCCUUUGCGGCACCCCUCCGGCCGCCGCCGACGGGGCCAGCAGCCGCAAGGCCGGGGCCAACAGCCGCCACGUGGUCUUCCUGGAGCCCAUAAAAGAAGGACGCGCCGAGAAGAACCCCAAGAUCCUGCAGCGGAGGACGGAUUCCGAUUCGCCAAGCUCGGUCUUCUCAGACUGUCCGAUCGUCCAAACGUAA
This is a messenger RNA of Nanorana parkeri, 1908 nucleotides long. RefSeq names its product adhesion molecule with Ig like domain 3 (gene AMIGO3). NCBI's taxonomy places the organism in Eukaryota, Metazoa, Chordata, Amphibia, Anura, Dicroglossidae. Gene Ontology annotation, molecular function: protein binding. The transcript is spliced from 3 exons. Gene Ontology annotation, biological process: brain development. The coding region runs from base 1 to 1908 and encodes 635 amino acids. The record is from RefSeq and is a predicted model, not a curated record.